CCAUCAUCGUCUCCACUCUCUUCACCACUCUCAAAAUGCUUUCUCUAACUGCAACAACUCUCAAAUCGUCACUCUUCACCAGAUCCAAAACCCAUGGAUUCUCCAAUACCCGACCCGUUUACCCGAAACCAUUCACCACCAUGAACGCCGCCUUAAUCCCCGCCUCAAACCGUCAAGCUCCACCGAAACAACAGCUCUAUCAACCAUUCCGUCCACCACCAUCACCGAUUCCUCCAAAAUUCCGAUCACUCGACACCGCCGGAAAAAUCGAAGUCCUCACCGAUCGUCUCGGUCUCUGGUUCGAAUACGCUCCAUUAAUCUCAUCUCUUUACACCGAAGGAUUUACUCCUCCAUCAAUCGAAGAACUCACCGGACUCUCCGGCGUCGAACAGAAUCGUCUCAUCGUCGGUGCUCAGGUUCGUGACUCUUUAGUUCAAUCUGGUGCUAAAUCGGAGCUAAUUGCUGCGUUUGAUAACAAUGGAGCCGAGCGUUUAUACGAGAUUCGACUUUUGAAUAACGCUCAACGAGUAGCUGCUGCUGAAUACAUUGUUGAUCACGAUUUCGACAUGAAAGGAGCUCAAGAUCUUGCGAGAGCGAUUAAGGAUUAUCCUCAUCGUCGUGGAGAUGUUGGAUUUGGAGAUUUUGAUUAUAAUUUGCCUGGAGAUUGUUUGUCUUUUAUGCUUUAUAGGAAAAGUAGAGAACAUAGGAGUCCAUCGGAGGUUCGAACUACAUUGCUCGAACAGGCGCUUGAAACCGCGGUGACAGAGAAAGCGAAAAAGGCGGUAGCGAGAGAGUUACAUGGAGAGAGUGAAGAAGAGAGAGCUAAAGAAGAAGAAAUCAAGAUUAUUCGUGUACCUGUAGUGAGAUUGAGGUUUGGAGAAGUAGCUGGAGCGAGUUCUGUUGUGGUUUUACCUGUUUGUAAAGCAGAGGAAGGAGAAGAGAAGCUUUUCGAAGCUCCAAUGGAGUUUGAAAGUGGAGGAGAGUUUGGUGUUGUGGAAGCUGAGAAAGAUUGGAGUAGAUGGAUUGUAUUACCCGGUUGGGCUCCCGUCGUGGCGGUUACGAAAGGAGGAGUUGCGGUUUCGUUUAGUGAUGAUAGGAAAGUUUUGCCAUGGAAAGGGAAAGGAGAAGGGAUAAUGGUUGUGAUUGAUAGGGAGAAGAAGAUAGUGGAAGCUGAUAAUGGAUACUACUAUCUUGUUUUGGAUGAUGGUGAGAUGAAGUUGGAUAGAGGAUUAGUGUGGAAGGAGAAAGGAGUGAAUGAGAGUUUAGGAAUGGUUGUUUUGGUCGUAAGGCCGCCGCGAGAUGAUGAUGAUGAAUGGCAGAUAAAUGAUGAGGAUUGGGAUUAGAGUUUCAAUUAGAGAAUAGUGUUAGUAACUUCCCAUGAAAGAAAUACUACUACUCAUAUGGUUUUUGGUUUUUGGCAAAUAUGUAAUUCAUAUUGUUUGAUUGCUUAUCAGUUUUAUCACAUCAAUGUUACUUUUAUUGUUGUGUUAAGUUUA
Messenger RNA from Capsella rubella, 1496 nucleotides. Its product is annotated as rubisco accumulation factor 1.1, chloroplastic. The transcript has a single exon. Gene Ontology annotation, cellular component: chloroplast. Bases 36 to 1343 code for a protein of 435 amino acids. The record is from RefSeq and is a predicted model, not a curated record. Lineage: Eukaryota; Viridiplantae; Streptophyta; Magnoliopsida; Brassicales; Brassicaceae.